AUGGGUCUCCUUGAUAAGUUACAAGCCAAGAUCGAGCUCUAUCGACUGGAGCAGCGCUACGCCCGCCGCAAGCACCGCAGCACGUUCCAUGCCGGUGCCCAGUACGUGGAUGGUGAAUACGUCUAUACCAACGGGUCGAAUUCGCCAACAGGAACCGUCUCGAAGAACUCCACGGGCUCCCUCUGGCGGCCCUCGGGCUGGAACAACUCGCAUGAAUCGCGGUGGCGAUAA
Penicilliopsis zonata CBS 506.65 is the source of this 231-nucleotide messenger RNA. RefSeq lists its product as hypothetical. The record is from RefSeq and is a predicted model, not a curated record. The transcript has 2 exons. The coding region runs from base 1 to 231 and encodes 76 amino acids. NCBI's taxonomy places the organism in Eukaryota, Fungi, Ascomycota, Eurotiomycetes, Eurotiales, Aspergillaceae.